AAAUAUACAAGUGGAUAAUUCUUAAUCACAAUUUCACUAAAUAAAGUAAGAAAAGCUAUUUGUAAAGGAGUAUGGGCAUUGGGACGAUUUGCACAUGCUAUAUAAAUGAUUAAAGAGAUAUCUAUCCCAAAUCACACACUAGAACGAAAGACACAAAGAUAACACACUAAAACAAAACACCUUUAAAGUUUCUUCGCUUCUUUCAGCUUCGAUGGCAAUGGCUCAAAAUGAUAAGAAUAGAUGGGUCGCUCAAAAGGGCUUUGAAAUGCUCGAUACGUACCUUCCUUAUCUAUUCCCACCUGAGUCAAAUAUAAGAGAACCUGUUGUUUCUUACCCGGAGCAUAUUCAAUCCUUUGGCGGUGCCCGUCCUUUUGUUGGCAAUCCCAACCGGUCUGAGAGGCAGAAAGGACGGGCUAUUACCUGCGACGAGGCGGUCAGACUCUAUGGAGGGGUGCUUGUAAAGGAAUUUCGUAAUCGUAAAUAAGCGGUAUAAACUUACAAGUUAUGUUUGAAGAUGCAUGGUGAGUUUGUAAAUAAGUGUGGUAAUCUUUAUUUCUGCUUUAGAAAAAAAGUGCAGACCAACACAUAUGCUAAAGCUUAUUGUAACGGUUUUGAGUUAGAAUAAGCUUUAGAUCACGAACAAGUGUUUGUGUCUGUUAUAGAAGUACUAUAUGUUGAAGCUUGUAUAAUGUAAACAUAUGUGUCUUGACUCUUUGUAAAAAUAUGUACGUGUCUUGAAUCUUUGGUAAAAAUAAAUAAGCAUGUAUCAAAAGACUUGAAUAAGCAUGACAUAUAUGCACCAA
Camelina sativa (false flax) is the source of this 803-nucleotide messenger RNA. RefSeq lists its product as uncharacterized. The record is from RefSeq and is a predicted model, not a curated record. NCBI's taxonomy places the organism in Eukaryota, Viridiplantae, Streptophyta, Magnoliopsida, Brassicales, Brassicaceae.